CUUCUUUGUCGUCGUAAAACAUUUCAUACCAGCGUUUUGGAUCCACUUAGUGCCUGCGUUAACAAAUGCAGCGAUGCCCCUUUUUUAUGGUCUUUCUCAGGUAACUUCAGCUACUGACUUAGUACACUGACUGCAUCAUGGUUAACCUCUGCUGUCUCUGCUGCGGUGAACUCCCUGAACCCCGCCCCCCUCCUCCGGGAGCAGCGCGGGACUCCCGCUCCGCACAGCAGCAACAUCAGCACCAGCAGCAGCCUGCUGGCUCCGGCCCAGACGCCUCGGGGCUGAGGGGGCCACCAAAGGGGGGAGCGAACGGAGGGGUAUUAGGAGCGAAGCAAGUGAAUAAAAAGGAGUGAGCUUCCAGACAUGCGAAAAAGUGCAGCAUGCUCUCUUCCGAUCAGGACUCUGCGGAGGACGCGGCGGCCAGCGGUCUCAAUGAUGCUGAUGGAGAAGAGGAGGAAGAGGACUCACCGGCUGAGAGUGAUGUCCCGGAGGAGCAGCGUCCAGUCAAGCAGUCCCUGGGUGCUUGCGUCUGUCGGGAGUCCCACUGGCGCUGCCUGGUGCUCUCCCUGCUCAUGUACAGCUGCCUGGGUGCAGUGGCCUGGUGUAAGCUGACCCGGGUCACCAAGAUAAGCUUCAACUCUGCCCUCACCUCCUCUUUAACAUCCUCCUUUACCUCCUCCCUGCGGGGCGCCUCUGGGGUGGGCAUCGGAGGACACGCUAUGAUCUACCACGACAGCCCCUGCUCGGACGGCCUCAUCUACAUCCCCCUGGCCUUCCUGCUCAUGCUCUACGUGCUGUAUAUUGUGGAGUGCUGGCACUGCAGGGCCAGGAGCGAGCUGCAGUGCAAGGCAGACGUGGACAGCGUGUACGAGCGGGUGCUUCGGAUGCAGCGGGCCCAGCCUUGCAUAUGGUGGAAAGCCAUCAGUUACCAUUUUGUCCGGCGGACACGACAGGUGACCCGGUAUCGUAACGGGGAUGCCUACACCACCACGCAGGUGUACCACGAGCGAGUCAACACUCACGUGGCCGAGGGCGAGUUUGACUACAGCCACUGUGGCAUGAAGGAUGUAUCACGUGACCUUAGAGGCCUGGAGAGGCAUCCAGCCACUCGCCUGCGCUUCACCAAGUGUUUCAGCUUCACCGAGGCGGGCCCAGAAAACGAUUACCUCAGCCAGAGAGCCAGGUUCUUCUCUGAAAUCGAAGGUUUGGAUGAUUACAUGGAGGCUCGGGAGGGGAUGCAGCUAAAGAACGUGGACUUCAGAGAAAACCUCUUAGCCUAUGUAGACCCAGACAGGAUGCCUUGGUACACUUCCCAGGUUGCCUUCUGGCUGGCAGCUCUGCUCAUGCUUUCCUGGCCUCUAAGAGUGCUCACGGAGUACCGCACUGCUUACGUGCACUACCGCAUCGAGAAACUGUUUGGGUUGGAGUACACCCACAGCAGCCCCUCCCCUCUAGAUGAAGACAGGCCUGUGGGGAGAAAUAUUAGUUGUGUUAUUCCCAGAGUUGACACGCUGGACAGCACUGAAAUGGAGUGGCACAUACGCUGCAAUCGCCAGGUGAUUCCCAGCUACUCAGAGGCGAUGCUGUUAAACAUGAGGACAGGGGCUUCUAAUUCAUUACAAGACACGUCUUCCUCUAACUGCCUUCUACUGGACAGCAGCCAGACUGCUGAGAGCUACGGAGCUCUCCAAAGCCAGGACGACUGCGAGCAGUGCAGCGAGCUGAGUGGACAAGGAGCUGGAGGAGGCAGGAGGAGGACGAUCACCAGCUCCAGCUGCUCCUCCAUUCUGUCCUGCCACGGAGCGCUGUUCCACUCGCACCUCUCCUUGGACACUUCUCGCUUUUCCCUCUGUCGCAUGUAUGGCUCUCAUAGAGGGAGUCGCAGCAGCAACCUGACGGAGCCCUGCUGCGCGGAUGAGCAGUGCUGCCGGUCGGACUCCAGCCAGCUGGCACUCAGCAACAGUCCACCAACGUACAGAGACGCACACUUCUUUCCUGUUCUCAUUGUGCACCGGUCCGAGGGCAGCGAGGGCGAGAGGGAAGUGAGGCGCUACUAUGUACGAAGGGGGUCAUCCUGUGUGGAGACGGCCUUGUGAGACAGUGGUUAAUAUCAGAUAUGAUGGAGGGUAUGGUGGGGUUCAUCGCUAUGUGGAUAAAAUAUGCACUUUUAGCAAAUUUCACAGUAAGAAGAAAUUAAACCAAAAUGAAACCAAGGGUAUUAUUUUAUUUAUUUUGAAAAAAGUUACAGAUAGCGAUAGCACUGAACUUCAUCCACAUCCUGUAGCUACACCAGAGAGUGUCAUCUUGGAAUUUUCAUGAUGUCUUUGCUGCAUGAUCUGCGCAAUACUGCUAAUUUCAUCAUCUGUUAUUUGCAGAAAUAUUUUCAUUGUGUGUGUGUGUGUGUGUGUGUGUGGGUGAUGUACCUUUAUGGUUACAGAGCGUUGAUCCAUUCGGAGGCACAUGUAAGAAAAAGAGGUAAAAUUUAAAAAGUUGCAUGUUGUUGCAGACCAUUUGAAAAAUUAAGACACGCCAGGUUGAAGCCAAAGACUUUUUUUAUGUUAUUUUUUAUUGAGACCUACAAAAAAUAAUGUGGAACAUGUGAACUGAAGACCGUGAUGUGAACGUCUAAGUGAAAACAAUAAAGGUGUCAAACAGGUGUGAAAAUUCCUAAAAUCCCAAUGAAUUUUAUCACUAGUAAAAUGACUUUUUAAUAAACUGUAACAAAUAUUAUAACACGUGUGGGACCCUCAAAGCACAAGAUGAGAAAGAAAGGAGACAAAACAAGGAAACAAGAUCUGAGUUAAGUUUUUUUUUUCUCUGAUCACAUUGAUCCAAAGCGACAAUGUCACACACUCUCAGACUCACAGCUCACUGGUACGUCUCCCGUCCUUAACUGCAAGGGUACAAACUCUAAAGAUAGAGUUGG
Pelmatolapia mariae (spotted tilapia) is the source of this 2926-nucleotide messenger RNA. RefSeq names its product transmembrane protein 151B. The transcript is spliced from 2 exons. The coding region runs from base 381 to 2096 and encodes 571 amino acids. The record is from RefSeq and is a predicted model, not a curated record. NCBI's taxonomy places the organism in Eukaryota, Metazoa, Chordata, Actinopteri, Cichliformes, Cichlidae.